Messenger RNA from Sinocyclocheilus rhinocerous, 2675 nucleotides. RefSeq names its product leucine--tRNA ligase, cytoplasmic-like. Gene Ontology annotation, biological process: leucyl-tRNA aminoacylation. The transcript has 19 exons. Gene Ontology annotation, molecular function: aminoacyl-tRNA deacylase activity; ATP binding; leucine-tRNA ligase activity. The record is from RefSeq and is a predicted model, not a curated record. NCBI's taxonomy places the organism in Eukaryota, Metazoa, Chordata, Actinopteri, Cypriniformes, Cyprinidae. Bases 89 to 2419 code for a protein of 776 amino acids.
GCGACGUUUCCGUACGGUGUCAUCAGCCGAGUGCGCGUGGGUUUCACUCUUCAACAAAUCCUGCUGAAGUUACAGCGAAUAGAUCAGAAUGACGGAACGCAAAGGAACAGCAAAACUUGACUUCUUGAGGAAGAUUGAGGAGGAAGUUCAACAGAAAUGGGAGCAGGAAAAGAUGUUUGAGAUUGAUGCUCCAACCACCUCUGAGGAAAAUACAAAUAAGAACAAGUACUUUAUUACGUUUCCUUACCCGUACAUGAAUGGGAGACUUCACCUUGGACAUACGUUCUGCCUGUCGAAGUGUGAGUUUGCAAUAGGUUACCAGCGGCUGAAAGGAAAGCAAUGUCUUUUCCCAUUUGGACUUCAUUGUACUGGGAUGCCCAUCAAAGCAUGUGCAGACAAGCUGAAGAGAGAAAUGGAGCUGUAUGGAAACCCGCCGCAAUUCCCUGAGGAAGAUGAAGAGGAGGAAGAGCAGAAGAAGAUCACCGAUGAGGUCAUCAUCAAGGACAAGUCAAAGGGCAAAAAGAGCAAAGCUGUAGCGAAGUCUGGAAGCUCCAAGUUCCAGUGGGACAUCAUGAAAUCUCUGGGGCUGCGGGACGAAGAAAUCGUGAGGUUUGCUGAAGCUGAACAUUGGCUGGAUUAUUUCCCUCCUCUUGCUGUAGAAGACCUGAAGAAAAUGGGCCUAAAGGCUGAUUGGCGUCGUUCCUUCAUCACGACCGAUGUAAACCCUUUCUACGACUCUUUUGUGAGGUGGCAGUACAUCACUCUGAAAGAGAGAAAAAAGAUCAAGUUUGGGAAAAGUGGCCUUAAAGGCAAGAAUGUUUUUCUGGUGGCUGCGACUCUGAGGCCUGAAACCAUGUUUGGUCAGACGAAUUGCUGGAUUCGGCCAGAUAUGAGGUACAUUAUAUUUGAGACGGCCAACGGUGAGCUGUUCAUCAGCACGCAGCGGUCAGCCAGGAACAUGUCCUACCAGGGCUUUACCAAAGAGAAUGGAGUGGUUCCUGUCAUCAUGAACAUCAUGGGCCAGAAAGGCCAUUUGCCUUGCUGUGCCUGUCAGAGUUAUUUUUCAAAACAUCCUAGAUUCUGUGUGUCUGAAGUGGCUUAUGGCUUUCUGUUCUACCAGGUACCCAUCAUUGAGAUUCCAGGUUAUGGGAACCUGUCGGCUCCUCUGGUUUGUGAUGAACUAAAGAUCCAAAGCCAGAAUGACAGAGAGAAACUGGCUGAGGCCAAAGAGAAGGUCUACCUCAAGGGCUUUUAUGAAGGGAUCAUGUUAGUGGAGGGUUUCAAGGGACAGAAGGUCCAGGAUGUUAAGAAGCCCAUUCAGAAGAUGAUGGUGGAGAAGGGUGAGGCGAUGGUCUACAUGGAGCCGGAGAAGCAGGUGUUAUCUCGGUCGGCAGACGAGUGUGUUGUGGCAUUGUGUGAUCAAUGGUAUCUGGAUUAUGGCAAUGAGGAAUGGAAAAAGCAAGCUACGGGCGUCCUGGAGGCUCUUGAGACGUUCUGUGACGAAACCAGGAAGAACUUUGAAGCAACAUUGGCUUGGCUUCAGGAACAUGCCUGCUCCAGAUCGUAUGGGCUAGGAACCCGGUUGCCAUGGGAUGAACAAUGGCUCAUUGAGUCCCUGUCGGACUCCACAAUCUAUAUGGCUUACUACACCGUGGCACAUCUCCUCCAGGGAGGGGUCCUCAACGGACAAGGACCCUCGCCACUGGGAAUCAGAGCCGAGCAGAUGACGAGGGAGGUGUGGGAUUACAUCUUCUUCAAAACAGCACCUUUCCCAAAGACGGACAUCCCAAAGGAAAAGCUGCAGAAGCUCAGGAGGGAGUUUGAGUUCUGGUACCCUGUAGAUGUCAGAGUAUCAGGGAAAGAUCUGGUGCCAAACCAUCUCACCUAUUACCUCUACAAUCAUGUAGCCAUGUGGCCCAAUGACAGGUACACUGCAGUUUACUUAUUUACAAGAAAAUGCAGUUUACAUUACAAAAAGGGAGGCAACAAACCACCAGCUAAGCCCACACACUGCACCAUCUACGUAGCAAAGACCUACCCGCCGUGGCAGCACAGCGCCCUCUCUCUGCUGGGCAAACAUUACAAGAGCAACAAUGGAGCUCUACCUGACAAUAAGGUCAUCGCCAUGGAGCUGGGUGCCAUGCCGGAGCUGAAGAAAUACAUGAAGAGAGUGAUGCCCUUUGUAGCCAUGAUAAAGGACAGCCUAGAGAAAAACGGGCCCAGGGUUCUUGAUCUAGAGCUGGAGUUUGACGAGUGUGCUGUCCUACUGGAGAACAUCGUUUAUUUGACUAAUUCACUUGAGUUGGAUCAGAUAGACGUUGUGUUCGCCUCUGAAGCAGAUGACAAAGUGAAGGAGGACUGUUGCCCUGGGAAACCGUUCUGUGUCUUCAGAUCCGAGGUGAUGAUGAGAGCCCACUGAGGCCCUGUCAUAGCUGCUGCACCAUCUAUUGUUUCUGUUUUUUAAUGGUUGAUCUGGCCUGUGCUGCAUGCAGCUCGAGACAGACUAAUUUUAGAAGCAUGCUGCGCAUUGCUAAUGCUUCGUAGAUGCAGCUCACUAUGGUGUAGUGUACAGCGUUCAAUCAGACAUAAAAUGUUUUCUGAGUUAUCGCCAGGCUUUUGGAAAUAUAUUUGAAAUAUGAUGAUAUGUUUAUAUGCAGGAUUUGAUAUGCAGUGUU